UUUUUGUUUCUGUUUCCAAGAACAUUUUGGCUAUGAAAAUUUAAAAUGGAUCCUGAAGAGCAGGAGCUGCUUGGUGAUUAUAGAUACAGAAAUUAUUCUUCAGCAAUUGAUAAAGCUUUAAGGAACUUUGAAUCAUCGAGUGAAUGGGCAGAUCUUAUAUCUUCUCUUGGUAAACUUAACAAGGCUCUUCAAAGUAAUUUGAAGUACUCCCUUUUACCGAGGCGUCUGAUUAUUAGCAAGAGGUUAUCUCAGUGUUUACAUCCAGCGUUGCCCAGUGGAGUGCACCUAAAGGCACUAGAGACCUAUGAAAUAAUAUUUAAAAUCAUUGGGACCAAAUGGCUUGCAAAGGACUUGUUUCUAUACAGCUCAGGCUUGUUUCCAUUGCUGGCAAAUGCAGCAAUGUCGGUGAGGCCUGUUCUUCUUGGCCUGUACGAGAAAUACUUUAUCCCACUGCAGAAGUGCCUCCUGCCAAGUCUUCAAGCCUUCUUAAUUGGGCUCCUGCCCGGUUUGGAGGAAGGGUCAGAAAUCUAUGACAGGACAGAUGCUUUACUUGUGAAGUUGUCUCUAGUAAUUGGAAAAGAAGUGUUUUAUUCAGCAUUAUGGGGGAGUGUCCUGGUUAGUCCUUCCAUAAGGUUGCCUGCCUCCCUUUUUGUUGUUAGUCAUAUCAACAGAGAAUUAUCUGGAAAACAGCAGAAGUAUAUGCUGGGAACUGAUGCUAAGCUCAUGGUCAAAGCUUUUUGUGUGUCAAUGCUGGAUUCAAAUGUUCUUGUGCAAAGGAACACUUUGGAAGUGGUUCUCUUCUUCUUCCCAUUUUAUUCCUCUUUGGAUCCCAGUGAAAGUGCUGUUAGACUAUCUAGGUCUGAUAUAGUCCACCUUCUCUCAGCAUCUGCCCAAACUCUCUUAAGAAGAGAUAUGUCACUUAACAGAAGGUUAUAUGCAUGGCUGCUAGGUUCUGAUAUCAAGGGAGGUACUUUUCUACCAGAUCCGUCUGUUUCUAUGUCCUUAGAGGACCAUGCCUUCUACUUUUUUGGGAAAUAUUCCAAAGAUCUUUUAGUUGAGGCGUUGAUUGAAAUACUGCAUCAAAAUUUUGCGGAAUCUGACUUGGAGGAACAGCAUCAUGCAUAUUUGAGACCAUUCCGCAUUCUCAUAAGCCUACUUGACAAACCUGAAAUAGGACCACCAGUUGUUGCGGAUUUGUUUCUUGAAGUCAUCAGAGCAUUCUAUUCUUAUUGCAAGGAUACACUGGGUUCUGAUCUUAAACUUAGUUACAGUCAAACGGGAAAUGUCCUUACAAGUGCAAUCAAAGAAAACAAGAAUGCAUCUGAGAUAGUUAAAACAGCUAAUCUGCUGAUCACAUCCUUAAGCACGGAUUUUCUCUGGGAUUAUAUGACCAGAUGUUUUGAAGACUGCUUCAGAAAUAAAUCUACGCAGACACAACUUAUGACGAGGAAUGUUGCAACCGUUUCAGAACUCUGCACUCUACUGAUAUUUCUUCUAGAUGUAAUACCAUUAGAACUUUAUUCCGAAGUGCAGUCUCUCUAUCUGCCCCAGAUGCUCUGCUGUGUAGUGCAAUCUCUCCUGGAAAACAUGGAAACACUAAGUUUACCAGAGCUCACUCAUGCCUUAAGGACAUGCUUCAAAGUACUUAGCAAAGUGCAGAUGCCCCCUGCCUACCUAGGUACUGAUACAGGAAGCUCAGACACUAGCCCCAUGAGGGAAGAAAACCAGGAACUGACUUCAGAAUCCAAAGUGCUCCAGAAUGAAGAUGACUGUCUUUUUCCUCCGCUCAAGUCUGAAGACAGUGGCAUAGGCCUUAGCACUUCAUCCCCAGAGUUUUCUCAGCACUUGAGAAUACCUAGGGUAACUCCUGAGAAAGAUGAUGUCUGGAAAAAGGGUGGAAGCAUGCAGAAGACCUUGCAGUGCAUCCAGGAACUGGUGGCAAAAUUUGCCAGUAAAUACAUAUUUGUCGUUCAUCUGCAAGAUCCCAGUAAUGUGCAUGCAAGACAAGGGGAGAAAAAAGGAAACCAUUAUCAAGCUGCUGGAAAUAUUUCCAAGAAAAGGAGCUCAUGGGACUCCAAGCAAAUAACUGUGCCUCAGUUUAAGCAGAUGCUAACAGACCUAUUCACUGUCCGAGGGUCCUCUUUUAAACAGAAAGAUCUGGGUCCUCCAUCUCCUUCAGAAGAGCUUGGUGGUGAAAGGGGGAAAAAGGAAGAAGAAUGGGACAUUGACCAAGUUAUGCUUGACUUGGGAGACAUAAGAGAAGACUGUAGAGAGGCCUUUGCAGCUGUAUGCUACCUGUUAUUGGAUUGUACUACAUUCCCUGUUUAUCUUUCUGAGGAGGAAACUGAGGAGCUCCAUUUGUCUCUCUUUCAAGUGCCUGGUGGUUGUGAAUCCAGUUUUCCCCUGUGGCUCAAAUCCCUGAUGACAAUAUGUUGCUGCGUCAAUGACUGCCACAUUCAGAAUGUUGCCAUCUCUGUACUGCUAGAAGUAAUUAACCAAUCCCAAUCAUUGGCACUCGUUAUUGAAGACCGAGUAAAGCGGUAUAAAGUUCCUGGGCAGAACCCCUUCUUUGGAAGACUGCAGAUGGUCACAGUUCCUCCUAUCGCACAUGGGGUUCUCAAACUUAUUUCGGAAAAAACUGAUUUCUACCAGAGAGUUGCUCAAGUGCUUUGGAAUCAGCUAAACAAAGAGACGAGAGAGCAUCACAACACUUGUGUAGAGCUGUUCUACCGUCUUCAUUGCCUAGCUCCAUCUGCUAAUAUCUGUGAAGACAUUAUCUGCCAUGCAUUGCUGGAUUAUGAUAAAGGGACAAGGCUGGAGGCAUUGUUCCGGUUCUCUGUCAUGUGGCAUUUGACCAGAGAAAUCCAAGGCAACAGAGUCACUUCCCACAAUCGCUCUUUUGAUAGGUCUCUGUUCGUUGUAUUGGACAGUCUUAAUAAUUCGGAUGGAGCUAUUGGUGCUGCCGCACAGGGUUGGUUGAUACGAGCGCUGUCACUUAAUGAUGUUGCACGAAUUCUGGAACCCAUCCUUCUGCUUCUGCUUCAUCCCAGGACACAGCGUACCUCUAUUCACUGUGUCAAGCAGAAAAAUUCAGCAGAAGACAUGCAUUUCUGGUACAAAAAGAAAAAAGUCCCUUUCCAGAAGUCCUUAGGGCAUUCUGAAAGCAGCUCUGAAGAAAGUUUGCCAUUGAGCCAGUUUACAACUGUGGACAGGGAAGCCAUUUGGGCUGAAGUUGAAAAAGACCCAGAAAAAUGCCUGCUUAAAAAUGAACUGGCUGUAAGUGAACAUUAUCGGUGUGCAGAAGCUUCACAAGACGUGGACGAGGAGGAUAAUAGUGAACACACAGAGUCUGCUGAUACCAGCACUGGACCUACGGAUAGUGAUAAUACAUCAUCCUUUUCUCCUUCUCUGGACCAUCAGGAUAUGAGCAAUGAUGAGAACUACAGUGGCUCGACAGACGACAAAGAAAGCAUGAAGCUCGUUGGUUCUUCUAAUGUUUAUCCUCCUGAAAGUUCCAAAUCCAGCACCAUGCUCAAUCUGGUACGCGCAGAUUCUGAGAAAACUCAAGCAUCAGAGUCUCUCUCAAGUGAUGAAGAGGUGGAUUUGGAGCUUCAAGCCCUUACCACCGCUAGGUUACUAAAACAGCAGAAGGAAAAACAGGAAAUAGCCGAGGCUCUGUUUAAGCACAUUCUUUUGUACCUGCAGCCGUAUGAUUCCAAAAGGGUCCUAUAUGCUUUUUCUGUACUUGAGGCAGUACUCAAAACAAACCCUAGGGAGUUUAUUGAAGCUGUAGCCAGCACUAGCAUGGAUACUAGCUCCACAGCUCAUCUGAAUCUCAUCUACAAUCUUUUAGCCCGCCACCAGGAAGCUCUGGUGGGACAAAGCUUCUACGGAAAGCUUCAGACUCAGUCACCAACUGUGUGUCCCCAUUCACUGUUAAUAGAGUUGCUGACAUACCUGUGUCUGAGUUUCCUGCGCUCUUACUACCCUUGUUACUUAAAAGUGACUCACAAAGAUGUGCUUGGCAAUAGGGAUGUCCAGGUCAAAAGUGUUGAAGUCUUGAUAAGAAUGAUGACGCAGUUGGCUACAAUGGCCAAAUCAUCAGAGAGCAGGAACACAGAAUUUAUACGCAACUUGCUUGGCAGAUGCAAAGUUCAAGAAUUUGUCCUCCUUUCUCUAUCCGCUUCUAUGUAUGUAAGUCAGAAGUGCUACAGACAUACGAUGGUCAAUAAGACUAAUGGGUUAAGUGAAGAGUGCAUCCUUGAGGAAAGCCUAAUCAACUUUGGUCCUGAUCAGAUUUGGAGCGAGCACCCAUUGCAGAUUGAGCUGCUUAAACUUCUGCAAGUGUUGAUAGUCUUGGAGCAUCACCUUGGACAGACUCAGGAGGAGGUGGAAAAUCAACCAGGCCUAUCUAAGGAAUGGCAAAAGUCACUUAACUUCCAGGAGGCCAUUAGUGCAAUGCAGUAUGUGCAUCCACACCCUAUAACCUCGCAGGGAUUAUUUGUGUCUGCCGUAGUCCGAGGCUUGCAGCCAGAGUAUGGCUAUGGCAUGCAUCCAGCUUGGGUGGGUUUGGUUGCAUAUUCCUUGCCAUUCUUUGGGAGAUCUUUAGGUUGGACAGUGGCACCGUUUAUUGUACAGAUAUGCAAGAACCUGGACGAACUUGUCAGACAGUAUGAAUAUGAAACUCUGAAAGGGUCACCAAAGUCAUCUGUAAGCAUAAAUUCUAAAAGGGAAAACAUCACACCAGAUUAUCCUCUUACCCUUUUGGAAGGACUAACCACUAUUGGCCAUUUUUGUCUUUUGGAUCAUCCAAACCAAACCAAAAAGUCACCGUGGAAUGUUGACCCUAUAAACCUAAAAAAUGCCAGGAAUGCCAUUUUGGAAGAGUUUCCCCGUAUCAUUAACACCAUGUCUCUCCUUUGGGGUGUCAUAAAAAAGGAAGAUUCUCAAAAAAGACCAGCUGACUUCCUUGGAACAAAAGGCUCUUCUUCGGUUUACUUUAAGGCAACCAAAACAUUGAAGAAUAAAAUCCUUGACUUCUUGAAUCCCCUCACUGGGCAGCUUGGAGUACAACUUAUAGCUGCAGUAGCAGCAGUGUGGAGCAGCAAAAAAUCUCACAGGCAUCAAAACAAAACAAAGAUUCCUCCCGCAGCUAGUGCAUCUCAGCUUAUACUUCUUGAUCUAGUUUGUGCCCUAAGUACUCUGAAGACAGACACUAUAUUGCAGCUUGUAAAAGAAGUUGUAAAGAAACCAUCCCAAAUCAAAGGUGAAGAGAAAUCUUCUCUAGUGGAUAUCCCAGUGCUCCAGUUCUGCUAUGCUUUCAUACAAAGACUUCCUGUCAUAGCCUUGCAGGAGAACUUCCAGUCAUUGUUAGGAGUGUUGAAGGAGUCUGUGCAGCUGAAUUUGGCACCACCUGGUUAUUUCUUGCUUCUCAGCACUCUGAAUGAUUUUGUGACUAGAACUCCAAACCAAGAAAACAAGAAGGAUCAGAAAGACCUGCAGGAGGUAACCCAGAAAAUAUUGGAAGCCGUCGGGAAUGUUGCUGGUUCUUCACUAGAACAAACUAGCUGGCUGAGCAGGAAUCUGGAGGUGAAAGCUCAGCCUCAGGUUGCUUUAGAUGAGCCCAUGGCUGAAGAUGAUUUCUGCGAUACAUCAGCAGUACCUUCUUCAAUGGUCUCUGCCUCUGCUCCAUCAGUGUACAGUGUUCAGGCCCUCUCUAUCCUUGCAGAGGUUCUUGCUUCUCUCCUGGAUAUGGUUUACCGGAGUGAUGAAAAAGAGAAAGCAGUGCCUUUGAUCUCGCGUUUGCUGUAUUAUGUGUUUCCUUACUUACGCAAUCACAGUGCCUACAAUCUUCCUAGCUUUCGUGCUAGUACACAGUUGCUCAGUUCUUUAAGUGGCUAUGCUUAUACCAAGCGCGCAUGGAAGAAAGAUGUCUUAGAACUAUAUAUGGAUCCAGCUUUCUUCCAGAUGGAUACUUCAUGCAUUCAUUGGCGAGCCAUUAUCGAUCAUCUUCUGACACAUGAGAAAACUAUGUUUAAAGAUUUGAUGACUAUGCAGAGCAGCUCUUUAAAACUUUUUCCAAGUUUUGAGCAAAAGGCAAUGUUGUUAAAGCGUCAGGCCUUUGCAGUUUUCAGUGGAGAAAUUGAUCAAUAUCACCUUUACCUUCCUUUAAUACAAGAGCGACUGACUGAAAACCUGCGUGUUGGACAGACUUCUGUAGUAGCUGCCCAGAUGUUUCUGUUCUUCAGGGUUCUUUUGCUAAGAAUUUCCCCUCAGCACCUAACUUCAUUAUGGCCGAUCAUGGUGACAGAGCUGAUUCAAGCAUUUAUACAGCUAGAGGAAGAUUUAGCUGAAGAGGAGGAACCAGCAAAGCACAACAGCAAAAUAAGUAAACAGAAAACAUCAGAGGGCAAUGGCCCGUUGCUUGGUGACAUACAGCAGAACGAGCUCUCCUUGUAUUUAUCAGCCUGCAAAUUCUUGGACACUGCACUUUCUUUCCCACCUGACAAGAUGCAAUUGUUUCAAAUGUACAGGUGGGCCUUUGUUCCAGAGGUGGACACACAUGCUUACAGCAUGACAUCCUCAGAUCUAAUGGAAAAUCAUCAGGAAUGCAAACCGCAUAUUGUUAGAAUUGUGGACUUAAUAAAGCGGAAAUAUGGGGAUCAAACUACCAAUGAGAGAGCAAAAAAGCACUAUAGCUUCCCUCUUUUGGACCUUCGUUCUAUCUCGAGCAUCACACAGUUAAUGCCAUUCUUCAGGAUACUAAGCUGUGCUUUCAAAACUGAAAGCAACAAGGCACUGAAUACGCAUAGCUCAAAGGAUUUCAAACUGGACUAUCCAACUGGCAGUGGAACAAGGACACUGAAACUACUGGAAGAGUGUGUGGAGCAUGACUUUAUAGAAAAUAUGGAAAGUUAAUAUGCUUUAAAGUACUUGCAUUAUACGAAGGUUGUAAUUGUCACUCAGUUUCAGUUGUAUUGAAAAAAUGUAAAUAUGAGAAUGAAACAUUUUAAUGUUGACAGAUUUUACUUGUUUUUUUUUCCUACUGUUGUAAUCUUUCACCUGUUCUAUGUAUUGUUGAUAAGUGGCAUGUUGCCCUCAGGUUUUGUGGAAGCAAAUUAGCAUUAUAAUGUGCACAUGUCUUAAGAUGAUUUUUGUUUGUUUGUUUUACUUCCAAAGUAAAACAAGCAUACUUUAGUUCCUCAUGUAAUGAAGGCAAUAGAUAGCAAAUCAAUCUGGACAAUACUAUAAUUUAUAGGAAAUUUUAAAGACAGGAUCAAGAUAAACAUGGAAUAUUUAUAACAGGCUUGUUGGCAGAUGGGAACACUCUUCUGAAGUUAUUUUAGUCCUGCCUCUGAACAUCUCUGUAGUAAGCAGAUGCAAACAAAAUAGCAUGCUGUACGAAUAUCUGUUAACAAAUCUUUUCUAACAAAAUAUCUGUGAUCCUUCUGCCGUAGCCUUUAUAGCCUAAGCCUGCAAGCAAGAGUUGGCCUUGCUGAUCUUAAUGGAAAUUGCUUUUUGGUAAAUAUUCAUAAGAUUUUAGGUUACAAGAGAUAUGUUUGCAUAGGAUAUAUACGACUAAG
Molecule: messenger RNA, 7583 nt
Organism: Lacerta agilis (Sand lizard)
Lineage: Eukaryota; Metazoa; Chordata; Lepidosauria; Squamata; Lacertidae
Gene: DOP1B
Product: DOP1 leucine zipper like protein B
Exons: 36
Coding region: 46-6918 (2290 amino acids)
Biological process (GO): Golgi to endosome transport
Cellular component (GO): endosome; trans-Golgi network
Source: RefSeq, a predicted model, not a curated record